This is a messenger RNA of Lathyrus oleraceus (garden pea), 1365 nucleotides long. RefSeq names its product tobamovirus multiplication protein 1. The record is from RefSeq and is a predicted model, not a curated record. The coding region runs from base 132 to 974 and encodes 280 amino acids. Lineage: Eukaryota; Viridiplantae; Streptophyta; Magnoliopsida; Fabales; Fabaceae. The transcript has 11 exons. Gene Ontology annotation, cellular component: plant-type vacuole membrane.
CAAGAAAAUCAAACUAAACGAUUGCAUUAUUAAAAUAUCAAACUACUACUAUUCCACUCAGUCAGUAAACACACCUAACACACGCUUAAUCUCGCUCUCGUUCCGGUAGUAUUGGACGGAAAGUCUCACCGAUGCACCUUCUCUUCCCUUUCUCCGAUUGGUCUUGGUGGAACCGUUUCACCGAUUCCACUCUCUCCCAUAUUCCAUUCUUCUACGCUCUAUGCGCUGCUUACUCUCUCAUCUCCUUCAUCGCUCUCAUUCAACUCAUCAGAAUUGAGCUUAGAGUACCGGAAUACGGUUGGACUACGCAGAAGAUUUUUCAUCUAUUUAACUUCAUUGUUAGCGGAGUACGUGCUCUAGUGUUUGGAUUUCACGCUCGGAUUUUUUUCUUGCAUCCGAAGGUCUUGACUUUGGUGCUCUUAGAUCUACCGGGGCUUGUAUUUUUCUCAACAUACACACUUCUUGUCCUUUUCUGGGCUGAAAUUUAUCACCAGGCGAGGAGUUUACCAACUGAUAAGCUCAGGAUAGUUUACAUCUCUGUAAAUGGUGUCAUGUAUUUUAUCCAGGUUGGUAUUUGGAUUUACCUCUGGAUAUAUUACAAUGAUGUCGUCGACUUCAUUGGGAAGAUAUUUAUUGGAGGUCUGUCAUUUGUGGUUGCAAUUGGCUUCCUAAUAUUUGGAGGAAGAUUAUUUUUCAUGCUGAAGCGUUUCCCAAUUGAAUCUAAGGGGAGGAGAAAGAAGCUUCAAGAGGUUGGGUUUGUCACAGCCAUAUGUUUCAGCUGUUUUCUGAUAAGAUGUGUGAUGGUUCUUGUAUCUGCAUUUGAUUCCGAUGCAUCUCUUGAUGUUAUGGACCAUCCAAUUUUGGACUUCAUCUACUACAUGGUGGUUGAGAUCCUUCCUUCAGCUUUAGUCCUCUUCAUACUGCGCAAAUUGCCGCCAAAGAGAAUAUCAGCUCAAUAUCACCUUAUCCGUUAACUGCAAAGCAUUUUGGAUCUUACUGUAUUCUUUCACCAAUUGGUUAUGACUUUAAUGCACUGCAGUUAAUGGUGUUCUUCUGCUCUUGCCCAUCAAGUAUAUUCUCAUGCAGCAGUUCUUUACAUGUGUGAUAAUCAGCAGUUGCUGCUCGGGUAGAGUAAUCUGUAACCUUCUUUUUUGAUUUGUGUGUCAUCAAGAUUGUGACUUUCACUCCAUGUAAGUAAACCGAGGAUUGAGGGAAGUUCAUUGAGGGGACUAAACAAAUAGAAAUUUUUAUGACGUUUAGAGAUGUAGGCUUGCCAUGAUAUGUAUUUAUUCUUUCCAUAUUCAAUACUUCAUGGGAUUUCUGUUAUUCAACUCUGAAUUAAUAUACACCUGGUUUGAGUGAAAA